Penicillium longicatenatum is the source of this 2346-nucleotide messenger RNA. RefSeq names its product OPT family oligopeptide transporter. The transcript is spliced from 8 exons. Lineage: Eukaryota; Fungi; Ascomycota; Eurotiomycetes; Eurotiales; Aspergillaceae. Gene Ontology annotation, biological process: transmembrane transport. Gene Ontology annotation, molecular function: oligopeptide transmembrane transporter activity. The record is from RefSeq and is a predicted model, not a curated record. The coding region runs from base 1 to 2346 and encodes 781 amino acids.
AUGUCGGCCAUUCGUUCCGACUCGCUCGAUGAGGGUGUUGUUUCCGUCUCCGGCCACGAUGUCUUUGAUGAGAAGACCACUAUCAAUGUCACCAGCAAAGGUGAUCACCAACUCACUACGACGUCCUUCGGGUCUGGGGAGAUUGGAGGCGAGGACGAUCGCAAUAGCGACGAUGUUAUCAUUGUCGAUGGUGUUGAUGCGGCGAACCACCUGCUCCCCAUGCGGGAUGAUGGUGACCCAGCUUUGACAUUCCGCAGUCUCAUCUUAGCCUCAGGCCUCGCGUGCUUCCAAGCGGUUAUGUACCAAAUCUACAUGUUCAAACCCACCGCAAUUACCAUACAGGGAACUUUCAUUGUUCUCAUUUCUUACUUUGUUGGCCGAGCCUGGGCAAAAUUCCUUCCCCGCGGAGACAAGUUCGAGGCUCGAUGGAGGGCACAAGGAGGUCAGGGAAAGCUUCCCUUUUACAUCAGUGCUCUCAAGUUCAUCAACAGUGGGCCGUGGACAUUGAAGGAGCACGCAAUCUGCUCUAUCACCGCCACCAGUGCUUCAAACGCCGCCGCAAGCUCUGAGGUCUUCGCAGCGCAGGAGUUGUUUUACAACAUGUCACUGAGCCCAGCAACUGUCAUCUUGAGUACCAUCUCUAUUGGCUUGUUUGGCUAUGGAAUCUGUGGAAUCAUGCGUCCCAUUGCGGUCUGGCACGUGGAUGCUGUCUACUGGAGUACCCUGCCUACUGUCAAGGUUCUCCAAGGACUCCAUUGGCAGGAGAUCAAGAAUUCAAAGCCUCUGAGAUACUUCUGGUAUGCCUUUACUGGGAUGACUCUCUAUGAAAUCUUCCCAGCUUACAUCUUUGUCUGGCUUAACUCUGUCUCUAUCCCGUGUCUGGCUGCUAUGAAGGCUACUGGUGAGAAGGCUGCUGUCCUCACUAACAUCUUCGGUGGAGCCUCUAACAACGAGGGUCUGGGUCUUUUCUCCUUCUCCUUUGACUGGCAAUACAUCACCUCUUUCCAAACCUCUCUCCCUCUUACACUUCAAGCUCACCAGGCUGCCGGCUUCGUUGUGUGCUUUAUUGCCAUGAUUGGAAUUUACUACGGAAAUGGCUGGGACGCAAAGUCGCUCCCCUUCAUGUCCACGAAACUUCUCAUGAGCAAUGGCACCGCGUACCCUGUUAGUGACGUGUUCGUCGAUGGUGUACUUGACGAAGCACAGCUUCUCAAUUAUGGCCUGCCUAAAUUGACCGGAACUUUCGCGUUCGCCAUGUUUAUGGCCAAUGCUGCUAUCGGUGCCCUGAUCGUUCAUUGUUUCCUCUUCUGGGGGAAGGAUAUCGUUGCCGCGUUUAAAAAGGCCAGGGAAGGUCGUUACGAUGAUCGCCACCACGAGCACAUGGCCAAACACUACAAGGAGGCGCCUUGGUGGUGGUACAUUGGAGUCCUUGUCAUCAGUUUUGUGUUGGGUCUUAUUGUGGUCCUCAAAGAAAACAUUGGUCUCCCAGCUUGGGCAUAUGUGGUCUCCUUGAUUGUCGGAAUCAUUGUGUCACCCUUUAGUACCAUCCUGUACUCUCGCUACGGUAACGGUAUUGCCACCAACAACUUGUCGAAGAUGUUGGCGGGUCUUAUGAUUCCUGGACGUCCAGUCGGCAACAUGUAUUUUGCUGCUUGGUCACACAACGUCAUUUCCAACGCAGUCAGUUUGUCUAACGAUUUGAAGAUGGGUGAAUACUUGAAAAUUCCCCCACGUGUCAUGUUCCUGACUCAAAUUUGGGGCACUAUUCUCGGCGGCUUUAUCAACUACGCUGUGAUGAUCUCAAUUGUCGCAAAAAAUAAGGAAGUCCUCAACUCAGCCAAUGGCAGCAACUCCUGGAGUGGUGCCACACUGCAAGCCUACAAUACCAAUGCAACCUCCUGGGCUUUGGCUUCCUAUCUUUACAAGAUGGGUGGCCAGUACUGGAUGGUACCCAUUGGUAUUGCCAUCGGUGCUGCGGCCGUUGUCGUCCACCGCAUCUUCUACCAAUUCGUCCCCAAGAUCCGCGGAUUUGACGUUGCCGAUAUCAACAUGCCCCAGUUUAUCCAGUACGCGGGCUACAUUCCCUACAAUCAGAGUCAGACCUGCGUUCUCUUCAGCUGGGUCUUCGCGGGAUUCUACGUGCAGUACUACCUCCGAAACUACCGCCCACGCAUCUUCAAGGACUACUCAUACUUGAUUACUGGUGCCUUUGAUGGCGCUAGUCUGACUGUGUUGUUUAUUCUUUCUUUUGCAGUGUUCGGUGCUGGAGGUCCUGCCCAUGCCUUCCCCUCAUGGUGGGGUAAUAAUGCCAACGGGAACUACGAUCUCUGCCCUUCAUCUGAUUAG